Molecule: messenger RNA, 3786 nt
Organism: Phalaenopsis equestris
Lineage: Eukaryota; Viridiplantae; Streptophyta; Magnoliopsida; Asparagales; Orchidaceae
Product: calcium-transporting ATPase, endoplasmic reticulum-type
Exons: 10
Coding region: 277-3432 (1051 amino acids)
Biological process (GO): calcium ion transmembrane transport; intracellular calcium ion homeostasis
Cellular component (GO): membrane
Molecular function (GO): ATP hydrolysis activity; ATP binding; P-type calcium transporter activity
Source: RefSeq, a predicted model, not a curated record
UCCCUCAUUCACUUCUGAACCUUUCUCUUCAGCUUCGCUUUGCCGCAUGCGUCAUUCAACCGGUUCAUAUUUCUGCUUCAUUGUCCCUGUAAAUUUUGAAAAGGAAUCAUAUUUUACGGUUAUUCGGUCUGCUUUCCUGACGCUGUUGUGAACAUGACAAGUUAAUGAAGUUUAGAUCUGUUUCGUGUAUAGGAUAUUGGAUGAUGCUUGAUAUUAUGCUUCUGUGACAGGAGUAAACCUAAGAUCUUGACUUGAGAAUCUGAAUUCUUUGUAAUCAUGGACGAGAAGCCAUUUCCAGCAUGGUCAUGGCCGGUUGAGCAGUGCUUGAAGGAGUACAGUGUCAAGUUAGAGAAGGGUCUAAGCUUAUAUGAAGUUGAGAAGAGACGGGAGAGAUAUGGGUGGAAUGAGCUCAGAAAGGAGAAGGGAAAGCCAUCCUGGCAGCUCAUCUUGGAACAAUUUGAUGAUGUUCUUGUGAAGAUUCUCCUUGUUUCAGCAUUUAUCUCAUUCGUUUUAGCAUAUCUGCAGGGAACUGAAUCUAAUCAUUCAGGUUUUGAGGUGUAUGUGGAACCCUUAGUAAUCAUCUUGAUUCUCAUUCUCAAUGCUGUUGUUGGAGUCUGGCAAGAGAGCAAUGCUGAAAAGGCUCUCAAAGCUCUCAAAGAGCUGCAAUGCGAACAUGCCAAGGUUCUUCGAGAUGGCUACUUUGUACAAGACUUGCCUGCCAGGGAACUGGUACCUGGAGAUAUUGUGGAGUUAAGGGUUGGUGAUAAAGUCCCUGCAGACAUGAGAAUUGCAGCUCUGAAAACAUCAACGUUAAGAAUCGAACAGAGCUCACUCACCGGAGAGAGCAUGCCUGUGAUAAAAACCACAAGCCCUGUGCCUAUUGAUGACUGCGAGCUGCAAGCGAAAGAGUGCAUGUUGUUUUCAGGAACUACUGUUGUGAAUGGAAGUUGUUUAUGUGUUGUUACCAGUAUAGGAAUGAACACCGAAAUCGGAAUGAUUCAGAGGCAGAUUCAUGAAGCUUCGCUGGAGGAACACGACACUCCUCUGAAGAAGAAGCUGGAUGAAUUCGGGGAAAGGUUGACCUUUGCUAUUGGCCUGGUUUGCCUUGUAGUAUGGGCCAUCAACUACAGAAAUUUCAUCACUUGGGAUGCUCCCAAUGCAUCCAUAUGGGAUUUUCGCUUCUCAUUUGAAAAAUGCACGUACUACUUCAAAAUAGCCGUUGCGUUGGCUGUGGCUGCCAUUCCUGAGGGCCUUCCUGCUGUAAUAACUACUUGUUUAGCUCUGGGAACCAGGAAGAUGGCACAUAAGAAUGCGAUAGUAAGGAAGCUUCCUUGUGUUGAGACGUUAGGAUGUACAACUGUAAUAUGCUCGGAUAAGACAGGAACUCUUACAACAAACCAGAUGUCUGUGAAUGAGUUUUUCACUCUAGGAGGGAGUGCAAUAACUUUUCAGGUUUUUCAUGUUGAAGGUUCAACGUUCAAUCCAAAGGAUGGAGGCAUUAGUAAGUGGACCUAUGGAAAAAUGGAGGCAAAUAUGCAAAUAUUAGCUCAGAUAUGCGCAAUCUGCAAUGAUGCGGGGGUGUAUUGCAAAAAUUAUUUGUUCAGAGCUACAGGACUCCCUACUGAGGCAGCUCUCAAGGUGUUGGUUGAGAAGAUGGGAAUCCCUGAUACGAAGGCCAGGAACAGGUUUUAUGAUUCAAAGUUUGUUGCUGAACAUUCUGUUGGUCAUAACACGGUCAAGCUAGGAUGCUGUGAGUGGUGGAUAAAGAGAUCAAAAAGAAUUGCCUCUUUGGAGUUUGACAGAAUUCGCAAAUCUAUGAGCGUAAUUGUCCGCGAACCAACGGGAGCUAAUCGUCUUCUCGUUAAGGGUGCUGUUGAAUGUGUUUUGGAACGAAGUACCCAUGUGCAGCUCUCAGAUAAGUCAGUUGUUCAACUGGACGAGCAAUGCAGGCAGCUGAUACUUCUUAGAGUUCAUGAUAUGAGUUCAAAAGGCCUGCGUUGCUUAGGUUUUGCGUAUAAAGAUGAUUUGGGAGAGUUUUCUGAUUACUUUACAGACAGUCAUCCUGCACAUAUGAAGCUUCUCGAUCCAAACAACUACUCUGAAAUCGAAAGCAAUCUAAUCUUCAUUGGCGUUGUUGGUCUUAGAGAUCCUCCUCGUCCAGAAGUUUAUAAAGCCAUUGAAGAUUGUAGAGGAGCAGGAAUUAAGGUAUUGGUGAUAACUGGAGACAACAAGUCUACUGCAGAAGCAAUCUGUCAGGAAAUUGGAUUAUUUCCUCGCCUACAAACUGUUAAGUGGAGGAGUUUCACUGGCAAAGAGUUCAGUAGCCUUCACAUUAGUCAGAAAGUCGAAAUUUUGUCGAAGACCGGAGGCUUAGUUUUCUCUCGUGCCGAGCCACGACACAAACAAGACAUUGUGAGGCUGCUCCAGGACAUGGGUGAGGUUGUUGCAAUGACAGGAGAUGGCAUUAAUGAUGCUCCUGCACUUAAACUUGCUGACAUUGGAAUUUCUAUGGGUAUCACUGGAACUGAGGUUGCAAAGGAGGCUUCUGAUAUGAUUCUGGCCGAUGACAAUUUUAGCACAAUUGUUGCUGCUGUAGCAGAAGGACGUGCAAUAUACAAUAACAUGAAAUCUUUCAUUAGGUACAUGAUAUCAUCUAAUGUAGGUGAGGUGAUCUCCAUCUUUCUUACCGCGGCUCUUGGAAUACCAGAAUGUUUGAUACCAGUUCAAUUACUAUGGGUCAAUUUGGUUACCGAUGGCCCUCCUGCCACCGCCCUCGGUUUCAACCCUGCUGAUGUUGAUAUCAUGCAAAAAUCUCCUCGCAAGAGUGACGAUGCACUCAUUAGUUCUUGGAUCCUCAUCCGCUACAUGGUGAUUGGUUCUUAUGUAGGCUUGGCUACCGUCGGCAUCUUCAUUCUAUGGUACACACAGCCCUCUUUCAUCGGCAUUGAUCUCACAAGCGACGGCCAUACCCUAGUCUCACUCGCCGAGCUCAGAUCAUGGAGUGAAUGCCAUACAUGGGCAGAUUUCUCUCCAGAUCCAUUCUUGGCUGGAAACAGGGUCAUCUCCUUCUCGGAUCCCUGCGAAUACUUCACAGCCGGAAAGAUUAAAGCCGCCACGCUUUCGCUCUCCGUUCUGGUUGCGAUCGAGAUGUUCAAUUCUCUGAACGCCUUGUCGGAGGAAAACAGCCUGGUUAGAAUGCCUCCUUGGAGAAAUCCAUGGCUGCUUGUUGCGAUGGGGGUUUCGCUGAGUCUUCAUGCUUUCAUUCUCUAUGUUCCAUUUUUGUCGAGCGUGUUCGGCGUGGUUGCACUCAGUCUGAAGGAGUGGAUUCUGGUUUUGGUGGUAUCUUUCCCGGUGGUGCUGAUUGAUGAGGUUCUGAAGUUUGUGGGACGGAGGUUAUGGGCAGUAGAUCGCCACAAGCAUAAGCCAGAGUAGAAGGUUUUGAUUGUUGUAGAUAUCCAAGGUGUGAAUUUGGAGAAAAAUUUACGUAAGUAAGAUGUACGCAGCAGCAUUGGGUACGUAAGGUAGGUUAUAAAGAGGGCAUUGAGUGUUAUAUUCACGUUAUACCCCCUGUAAACUCCUUGUAACCUACCUGUAACUAGUAAGUUUUACGUUUCUGUUUUCAUAGAUUUAUAAGUUACAUGCAUGUUGCAGGUAGGUUACAGAGAGGUUGUAGGGAAUAUAAUGCGGGUAUCUUACGUACAUAAAUUUUUCUCGUGAAUUUGCAACCAUUAUACAAAAAUGUAAGUGAAGAAAAAUAUCAAUAGCAAAUAUAGUAAGCUUUCCUCU